AUGGCGUUCCGGGGUGAGAGGUUUCAUAUUGACCUCUCAGACGAUGAGGACACAUCAGCUACGGCAACGGCUCCAACAGCUUCUAUCCCGUCUCUCAGCAGCUUCGUUAGCGAUAUACAAGAACGGACGCCCUCUGCGCCUACUCCCCCUUCUGCUCCGACGCCCAAGUCAAAUCAUAAUACCUCGACCGGAUUCCCCGCACACCGCAAACGCAACAAAGUAUCUGCCUUCAAAAGGCAGCGUGAAAGUGCGAGCGCAGGCACUGAAAAUGAACAUCCCGUAGUAAAAGUCAAUACGGAAGCGGAUGAGAGGCGGGCUAUCGCUGAAGAAAACAAGCGGAGGAUAGAGGCCAUGUCAGAGGCUGAAAUUAAUGCCGAACGAGCCCAACUUACGGCCUCUUUGCCCGCAUCACUGAUCGAAAGGCUGCUGAGAAGGGCCAAUAUUGAAGAAGAUCUCCAGGAAACACAGGGCGAGAAACGAGAUGUUGCGAGACAGCUCCAAUUGAGUUCUUCUGGUGUGCCUGAUGAAAAACCGCAGAAGACGGUUUCUUUCGAUAUACCGACUAAGCAACCUACAGCGGAAGAGGUUAAAGAUGACGAACGGGAACAGCCAUUUAUUCAUCCAGAUGACCUUCCACCCUCAAAUCCACCAUCUAGCCUACAUCCAGCUUCUCAACCGCCGCCGCCAAUCCAUUUUCCUCGUCCGCCGCCUCGCUUCGAACCGAUGCCAAACCUCGACCCAUCGUCACCUUCGUUCCUUUCCGAUCUCCAAACACACUACUUCCCUGACACUCCUCACUCUGCAUCUAGCCUAUCGUGGCUACGGUCCUCUGACUCUGAUUCUGACCAGUCAUCCGCCUACCACCCUUCUAGCACUGCAACCUCCAUCGCCCCAGCAGCACUCCGUUUCUCGCUCAAAGGAGCCAUCCUCGCGCCACGCACUUCUCUCUCCAUCCCGCCGUCUAAGGGUCUUCAUCACCAUGCCGCUGACCCAGAGGCGGCAGGAUAUACUGUUCCAGAACUCGCCAUACUCUCACGUUCCACAGUGCCUGCUCAGCGGUGUCUAGCCUGGCAGGUACUAGGCCGUGUGCUUUACCGUCUCGGUAAAGGAGAAUUCGGUGAACAAGACAGCCCGCUAGUUAAUGGGCUAUGGAGCGUCGUAGAACGAGAGGGUGUUGUGGCUGGUAUGCUGUCUGAGGCUGGAGGGGAUGCCGAUAUUGAUGACGAUGGAAAGGAGGCUUCAUCCAACGACAGUCCUACUCCGGUUCAGACAAAACCUGGAGGCAUUGGGCGACAUGCCAGCGCUAGAGCAUGGGCUACAGAGGCAGUCUGGCUUUGGCGGCGAGGAGGAGAUGGAAAGAGGGGCCUUAGGAGAGAGUCAGGAGCUGUUUAA
Molecule: messenger RNA, 1392 nt
Organism: Nannizzia gypsea CBS 118893
Lineage: Eukaryota; Fungi; Ascomycota; Eurotiomycetes; Onygenales; Arthrodermataceae
Exons: 1
Coding region: 1-1392 (463 amino acids)
Biological process (GO): transcription by RNA polymerase II
Cellular component (GO): nucleus
Source: RefSeq, a predicted model, not a curated record